Messenger RNA from Peromyscus maniculatus bairdii (prairie deer mouse), 3437 nucleotides. It is a transcript of the gene Fam219b, whose product is annotated as family with sequence similarity 219 member B. Lineage: Eukaryota; Metazoa; Chordata; Mammalia; Rodentia; Cricetidae. The record is from RefSeq and is a predicted model, not a curated record.
CUUGACCCAAGGUUUCAUUUAAUUAAUGCAAAUUCGGGGUUCACAAUGUGAUCAGACAUCCUGCAACAGAUCCUGAUCCUCCCGGACCUGUUCCCUUUUCUAGAGAAGGGUGACAUCGCCCCUUCAUUUCAGCCCGACUCUUCCUGUAUUAACACCCCUAAAGGAGCUCCGGCUGAGGCGAAAGAGACACUCAAGGCACACAGAGACUCCUUGGGGAGGCACACUCCCGCCACCCUGCAUAAAUGUCAUUUUACUUAAACUAUAGACUGAACUGAUAUCCUCCACAUCAUCAGGCUUAAAUAGACUUCAGGUUUCACAGUAACUGGAAGGCAGGACCUGGGCUGCCCGGCUCCUGACAGUCGGGCGGAACCUUGAUGCUCGCCCCACUGCAGGCCGCGGAGGGAAGCCGAAGCCCUGCGCCACCGUCUUACUAAAGGAGUGCAAGCCCCGCCGUUCGUUCUUCCCCGCGCUGGGCUGGCCACUGGCGGGGCGGGUGGGGCGGGGCAUGGCGACCGCGGAGCUCCGGGGGCACGCGGUGCAGAUGUCCACCCAGGGGACCCAGCCUGGCGCGGCCCCCGAUGGCACAGCAGAAGCUGCGGGACUGCCUUCCGGACGGGGCGGCGGCGCAGCCCUCCGUCUCGGGGAACGCCCGCCCGCUGCUGUGGAGAAGCGGGGACCGUACAUGGUGACGCGCGCACCUUCCAUUCAGGCUAAGCUUCAGAAGCACCGGGACCUGGCCAAGGCCGUUCUACGGAGAAAGGGCAUGCUGGGGGCCUUGCCGAACCGCCCCGAUUCUUCAGGGAAAAGGUCAGUGAAGUUUAACAAGGGCUAUACUGCUCUUAGCCAGAGUCCAGAUGAAAACCUGGUGUCCCUUGACUCUGACAGUGAUGGGGAGCUGGAAUCCAGAUACUCCUCCGGGUAUUCCUCUGCAGAGGCAAGUCCAGAGCGCCUGUGUGUGCAGUGCCAGGCUGCAGGCGGCAUCGCCACCACUGCCAGAUGCCUGUCUGGUGCCUGCUGUGAGCACAGCACUGCGCCAGGUUCUGCAGGUGAACCAGGAUGUGAGUCGGCAGCUGCUGCAAGAUGGCUAUCACCUGGAUGAGAUUCCAGACGAUGAGGACCUGGACCUCAUUCCCCCCAAGCCUAUUGCCUCUUCCGCAUGCUCUUGCUGCUGGUGCUGUCUUGGGGAUUCUUCCUGCACCCUCCAGUAGCCAUAACCCUCCAGGAUGGGCCCUGUUCAUCGUGAGCCCUGAUGGCUCUUCACAGCUCAGUGCACUGGGCACUCUUGCCAGCCUAGAAUCACUGGAAACACUGACCUUCUGGGCAGGCCACUGACCUCCAGGCAGCCGUCACCUGGUGCUUCUCCUAUCAGAAGCCCCUGUCUGGGUCACAGGCUAUCGAUAGGUCAAAGUCUGCGCUUCUUAGUUUCAGGAAGCCAAUCUAAUAAGGGUAGGAGAAGAGACUUUGCGGUUCUUAUGCUGCUGACAAGGAUUGCUAAGAAAACCAUUUGCAGACAUUCUGACUGGUGUUUUGUCGGGGUGUUCUGAGGAAAGGAAAGAAAGAGCUCCUCUGCCCAGGCUGUGCCAGGUGGUGUGAUGGGAGGCAGAAAACAGCACUUUAUGGCUUGCAGGAAGAAUCUAAAAGACUAACUGAGACCAAUUCAAAAAAUUCUGUGUUUUUCUUGCUCCAGCUCUAAGGUCAGUUAACAGGUUUGACCUUCAAGAAAGCACAAAGCGGGUUGCUACUUCAGGUUACAUCUGUCUAGUUAUGGCAAGGAAUAGAACUUAAUGAUGAUGUAGGGUUGGGGCUUUCCGAACCUCUGGACUUGGGGCAUUCAUUCUACUAGUCCUCCUGUCUGGAUGGGCCUAGUAACUGGUCAGCCCUUCCCUGGUUAAAAGGAAACUGUUCUGUCAUGUAUAUGUUCAAUUAUCUGCAGUCCCUUGGCCUUUGCUAGUUUUUCCACCUGUUUGGUUUUGUUUGUUUGGUUUUGUUUUGUUUUGUUUUGCUAAUAGUUGGAUUGGCUCCUGGGGCUGGCACCAGAAACCUGCAGGGUUUUUUUUUUUUUUUUUUGUGAUUACCAGCAGAGGGAGCUGCUGGGCAGUCAGUGCCUUCCUGUGUUUAGCUUUUAAAACCUUGAGUGAGAGUGGAUGUUCUGGUGUGUAGCUGUGUGGCUUUGGCCUACAUGUUCAGCCAGGAUGGGGAAGAGACCUAAGCCAGCUCCUGGACCCCACUUGAGAUAGAUAAUUCGCAAUGCAAGGGGAUUUCCCUCUUCUAGCAAGAUUUAUUCCUACGGCACAUUCCUCUGCCCCCUGCACAGGGCUCACAGGCUGGAUGCCUAGGUCUAGUAGAGCAAUUGCCUAGCAUAUGCCAUGCUCUGGGUUUGAGUCCCACACUGGGGGACUUUGUUCCCACACUAGAACAAAGGAAACCUAUGGUGAGCAAAGCCUUUCUCAACCCCCAACCUGAACACAGCAAACAUAGGGAUAAUUUCUCUGCAAUACUAAGCCUCUUUCUGGAAUUUAGUUUUCCAGGACCCUCUCCCCCACACCUUUGUCUUACCCAAGUGUGUGGUGAGAUUUGGAGUGGACAGGGUUCUCAGCAUAAUGGACACAAUAGAAUUAGGGGUUGGGAUACCACAUGUGACUGUCAGAGUCAGUGACUACUAGAGGCUUAGGAAUGCUGUGCCCCUAUGGUCGUCCUUGGUUCUUGGGGCUGGGUUAUAGAUGCUAAUCGUGCUCUGCAGUGGGACUCUGCAGCGGUGCCGGUAUCUCCCAUUCUCAGCACCUGUGUAAAGCCUGCAGGGGAGGAGCACAGACCAUACCUAGGGCUUCUGGAGAUCUGCAGAGGCAAAGCACAUGGGGAAAGGGAAUGGAUGUAGUACAGUGUUGAGGAAGACUUGCUGGUGUGGCUCAUGAGGGCCAGAGUGGUGGUAGAACUUCAAUGUGGAACCCUCUUCCUGUUGGGAUUUGGUUAAAACAGUAGUUUGUGCAUUCAGCAGCUGGGGGCGGGGGUGCAGUAACCUCCAAACUACACCCUCUGGGGUGGUUGUUGCUGUAAUCAACACUGAGGUACUUGGCUGGAACAGACCCUGGAAGGGAGGUUCUAGAGCUGGGUGGCCUUCUGUGGGAAAGCAUUGCUUUGGAGGAAGCUCAGGGAUGUAGAGCAGGUGGUAAUGUCCAGUUAGGAGGUUCCGGUAGAAAUGGUCAGUUGUUAGGGGCUAGACGAAAAUAACACCAAUAAAGGCACAAGGGUGCCCAGAUUCUAACGGCCUCAAUUCAGAGUGCUGGGUAUUCUGCAGGAAGCCGUCCCUGGGAAGGAGGACAUCUGAGCUUCCUCAGGAGUGGUUCCACUGGACGUUUACAGACCACUGUUCUACAGACCUCUUGGCUUGUACUUCCACGGUCUCUUAUAAUAAAUGCAAUCAUGGUAGUUGAUCUGUA